UUGUCGACUGGGGGGAAGUUUCAACUGGCCUACGUUAAAGGAAUGUGUUGAGUACCGGAAGAAGAUACGGUAUGUAGUUCGUAAAGUCAUUCAGGAGACUGUACUAGAGCUUCCAAUAACAAUGGACAGUCCUUGGGUAAGGAGAUAAAUAUUCUUCCAUUUGAUUUAAGAUACAAAGAGUUCUAUGGUGGAGGAAAAUGUACUGUUUAGUCAACUCUGUUCAUCCCUCAUUCAAACUCUCUGCUACUAUUAACAAAAAUAAAGCAAUAUGGAAGUUAGGCUGAAGUCAGGGAAAUUCCAGGUGACGUUAUGUUGGUGGCAUACCUUAGCGAACUUUACUAAUAAUAAUUAAUAAUAUUAUAUAUUAACUUUAUUACUAAUAAUAAGCCUUCCCCAGGGUGGAGAGUGCUUCAAUGGACAAUAUAGAGGCAACUUUAAGUGCACCUUAUUUCAUAGCCUGAGAAGGUCUGAUGUACAAGUGUAAAAGGAGGCUUGAUUUUCACCCGAUCCAUGCAAUAUCUGACUUGGGUAUUUGACACAGGAUGGGAAAGGAGACUUGUACCGGCAUUCUUCCAUGCUAGCAUGGGGUACCUGAAAUAAAACCCUGUUCCAUUCCCCACACUAAUGACCUCACUUUAAAGGCUCUGGACACUAACAAUGAUGUAAUCAACAAUAAAAGCUGUUGGAUGGGAGUUUUUCUUUGUGACUAAACAGGUUGUCUGUUUCUUGUAAAAUGAACCUAAUCAAAUGUGAAACUUCAGCAAAGGCACAACUUCGAGGUUUGAAGGGCCUUUUCCUGUGCUGUAAUUUUGCACGUUUUUAAGUCCCUUAACCCAGAGUUCAGCUCAGCUCUUAGAAGGGACAUCUCUGUGAUGAACUUUCUCCUUUUCUUAAAUAAGACUAUAAGACUAUAAGACAUAGGAGCAGAAUUAGGCCAUUUGACCCAUCGAGUCUGCUCUGCCAUUCAAUCAUGGCUGAUCUUUUUUUCUAUCUCCUCCACAACCCCAGUUCCCAGCCUUCUCCCCGUAACCUUUGAUGCCAUGUCCAAUCAAGAACUUAUCAAUCUCUACCUUAAAUACACCCAAUGACCUGGCCUCCACAGCUGCAUGUGGCAACAAUUACCACAAAUUCACCACCCUUUGGCUAAAGAAAUUUCUCUGUAUCUCUGUUUUGAAAGGACACCCCUCUAUCCUGAAGCUGUGCCCACUUGUCCUAGACUCUCCCACCAUGGGAAACAUCCUUUCCACAUCUACUCUGUCUAGGCCUUUCAACAUUCGAAAGGUUUCAAUGAGAUUCCCCCUCAUCCUUCUAAAUUUCAGCAAGUACAGACCCAGAAUCAUCAAACAUUCCUUAUGUGAUAACCCUUUCAUUCCUGGAAUCAUCCUUGUGAACCUCCUCUGGACCCUCUCCAAUGCCAGCACAUCUCUUCUAAGAUGAGGAGCCAAAAACUGUUCACAAUACUCAAGGUGAGGCCUCACCAGUGCCUUAUAAAGCCUCAGCAUCACAUCCUUGCUCUUGUAUUCCGGACUUCUUGAAAUGAAUGCUAAUAUGGCAUUUGCCUUGCUCACCACCGACUCAACCUGCAAGUUAACCUUCAGGGUGUUCUGCACAAGGAAUCCCAAGUCCCUCUGCAUCUCAGAUUCCUGGAUUUUCUCCCCAGUUAGAAAAUAGUCCACACAUUUAUUUCUAUUACCAAAGUGGAUGACCAUGCAUUUUCCAACAUUGUAUUUCAUUUGCCACUUUCUUGCCCAUUCUCCUAAUCUGUCUAAGUCCUUCUGCAUCCUAUCUGUUUCUUCAGCACUACCUGCCCCUCCACCAAUUUUUGUAUCAUCUGCAACUUGGCAACAAAGCUAUCUAUUACAUCAACUAAAUCAUUUAUAUACAGCAUAAAAAGAAGGGCUCCCAACACUGACCCCUGCAGAACACCUCUAGUUACCAGCAGCCAACCAGAAAAGGUUCCUUUUAUUCCCACCUGCUGCCUCCUACUGAUCAGCCAAUGUUCUAGCCAUGUUAGUAACUUUCCUGCAACACCAUGGGCUCUUAACUUAGUAAGCAGCCUUAUGUGUGGCACGUUAUCAAAGGCCUUCUGAAAAUCCAAAUAUGCAACAUCCACUACAUCCCCUUUAUCUAUCCUACUUGUAAUCUCCUCAAAGAAUUCCAACAGGUUUGUCAGGCAAGAUUUUCCCUGAAGGAAAUCAUGCUAGCUUUGUACUAUCUUGUCCUGUGUCACCAAGUACUCCAUCACCUCAUCCUUAACGAUUGAUUCGAACAUCUUCCCAACCACUGAGGUCUGUCUAACUGGUCUAUAAUUUCCUUUCUGCUGCCUUCCUCCUUUCUUAAAGAGUGGAGUGACAUUUGCAAUUUUCCAGUCCUCUGGCACCAUGCCAGAGUUCAAUGAGUUUUGAAAGAUCAUUUCUAAUUCCACCACAAUUUCUAAUGCUACCUCUUUCAAGGAGUCUGAGAGUCUGAGUGGGAGUGCCGAGAAAGACAUUUUUGAAAUUUUCGUUAUUUUUUUUCUCCAACGGUGUUCUGAGAGGCGGGACUGCGCAGGCGUGUGACGUUGGGCAGUGCAGCGCGGCAGAUUUAAAAGGAACAGAGCCUCAUAGAGCGGGCAGCGUAGUUUGCGGGCUGCGGAGUGAGCCGGGAGCAGAGUGAAGACUUAAGGGCUUCGGCUCAACGGGCUUAGGCGAAAACAGUGGGCAAUUUUCAUGGGAUUUGAACAUGAGCGAAUUCAUUUGGAAACUUCAUCCGUGCUAAUUCGUCAGCUGCCAAUUCACCUGGUUCAGAGGCCUCUAAACUAGAAAUAUGCCCCGUCAAAGAGUGGUUUCCAGUCAUUGGCCAACCCCCUCAUCAAAGUCUCAGCUUCCAGAGUUACUUUUGGAAAACCAAGGAAUUUCCCAUCUUAUGGCUGGGACAAUGAAUAUGGACAAAAGAUACUAGAUGUGCCGGAGUUUCAAGCUAGCAAGUACCUGAUAACAAACGGAGAAUAUUGGAAGUUUGUGCAGGAUGGAGGAUAUGUAAAGGAAAACUACUGGACUAAGGAAGGCUGGGAGUGGAGGAAGUUUCGUCAGGCUCAGCAUCCUACGUUCUGGGUCUGUACUAAAGGUACGAAUCAGUUGGAUUCUCCAACUCCGGAAGAGUUAGAACAAUAGUUCAGAAAUUGUACUGUUUCUUUCAUUACCUGACAUUGAACCUUGUGGAGCAAAUGGUAAAAAAUAUAUUAACAAAAGAAAUAUUUGAAAUGAAACCAAAGUAAGUCAGUAUUUUGACAAUAAAAGGAAUUAGUAUUAAGCAUGCGUUAGGGAACUGGAGCAGGAGCUGGAUGACCUCCAGAUCAUUCGGGAGAAUGAGGAGAUUAUAGAUAGUAGCUACAGGGAGGUGGUUACGCCAAAGGAGCAGAGCACAGGAAAUUGGGUCACUGUCAGGCGAGGGAAGAGGAAAGGGCAGGCAGAGCAGAGUUCCCCUGUGGCCAUUCCCCUCAACAACAAGUAUACCGUAUUGGAUACUGUUGGGGGGGAUGACUUACCUGGGACAAGCUGCAGUAGCCGGAUCUCUGGCACUGAGUCUGGCUCUGCAGUGCAGAAGGGAGGGUGGAAAAAGAGGAGAGUGGUAGUGAUAGGGGACUCGAUAGUUAGAGGUGCAGAUAGGAGGUUCUGUGGUCAUGACAGAGAAUCCAGGAUGGUUUGUUGCCUCCCGGGUGCCAGGGUGAAGGAUGUCUCUGAUCGCUUGCAUGACAUCCUGAAGUGGAAGGGUGAUCAGCCAGAUGUCGUGGUGCACGUCGGUACCAAUGACAUAGCAAGGAAGAGUGAGGAGGUCCUGGAGAGUGAGUAUAGAGAGCUUGGUAGGAAGUUGAAAAGCAGGACCUCGAGAGUGGUAAUCUCAGGAUUGCAACCUGUGCUAGGUGCCAGUGAGGGUAGGAAUAGGAUGCUCUGGAGGAUGAACAAGUGGCUGAGGAACUGGUGUAGGGGGCAGGGUUUCAGAUUUCAGGAUCAUUGGGACCUCUUCUGGGGCAGGUGGGACCUGUACAAGAGACACGGGUUACACUUGAACUACAAGGGGACCAAUAUCCUUUCAGGGAGGUUUGUUAGUGCUGUUGGGGUGGCCUUAAACUAGAUUUGCAGGGGAUGGGAACCAGGGUGCCAGAGCUGACAGUGUGGUUGGGGUGAAAAUAAAUGAUAUUAAAAGUUCAAGCACAGCCACAAAUAGAAAGGUUGUGAGUGGUAGUGAAAAACUUCUGAGGUGUAUAUAUUUCAAUGCUAGGAGUAUUGCAAGGAAGGCAGACUGGUUGAGGGCGUGGAUUGACACGUGGAAUUAUGACGUUAUAGCAAUUAGUGAAACUUGGCUACAGGAGGGGCAGGACUGGCAGCUUAAUAUUUCAGGGUUCCGAUGUUUCAGAUGUGAUCGAGGCAGAAGAAUGAAAGGUGGGGGGGUAGCAUUGCUUGUCAGGGAAAAUGUUACAGCAGUGCUCAGCCAGGACAGAUUAGAGGGCUUGUCUACUGAGUCCUUAUGGGUGGAGCUGAGAAACAGGAAAGGUAUGGCCACAUUAAUGGGGUUGUAUUAUAGACCACCCAAUAGUCAGCGAGAAUUGGAGGAGCAAAUCUGCAGAGAGAUAGCAGACAACUGCAGGAAACAAAAAGUUGUGGUGGUAGGGGAUUUUAAUUUCCCACAUGUUGAUUGGGACUCCCAUACUGUUAGGGGUCUAGAUGGUUUAGAGUUUGUAAAAUGUGUUCAGGAAAGUUUUCUAAAUCAAUAUAUAGAGGUACCAACUAGAGGGGAUGCAAUAUUGGAUCUCCUGUUAGGAAACGAGUUAGGACAAGUGAUGGAAGUGUGGGUAGGGGAGCACUUUGGUUCCAGUGAUCAUAACACCAUUAGUUUCAACUUGACCUUGGACAAGGAUAGAUCUGGUCCUAGGGUUGAGGUUCUGAACUGGAAGAAGGUCAAAUUUGAAGACAUGAGAAAGGAUCUAAAAAGCGUGGAUUGGGACAGGUUGUUCUCUGGCAAGGAUGUGAUCAGUAACUGGGAAGCCUUCGAAGGAGAAAUUUUGAGAGUGCAGAGCUUGUAUGUUCCUGUCAGGAUUAAAGGCAAAGUGAAUAGGAAUAAGGAACCUUGGUUCUCAAGGGAUAUUGCAACUCUGAUAAAGAAGAAGAGAGAGUUGUAUGACAUGUGUAGGAAACAGAGAAUAAAUAAGGUGCUUGAGGAGUAUAAAAAGUGCAAGAAAAUACUUAAGAAGGAAAUCAGGAGGGUUAAAAGUAGACAUGAGGUUGCCUUGGCAGUCAAAUUUGCCGAUGACACAAAGCUGGGUGGCAGUGUGAAAUGUGAGGAGGAUGUCAUGAGAAUCCAUGUGACUUGGACAGGCUGGGUGAGUGGGCAGAUGCAUGGCAGAUGCAGCUUAAUGUGGAUAAAUGUGAGGUUAUCCACUUUGGUGGUAAGAACAGGAAGGCAGAUUAUUAUCUAAAUGGAGUCAAGUUAGGAAAAGGGGAAGCACAACGAGAUCUAGGUGUUCUUGUACAUGAGUCACUGAAAGCAAGCAUGCAAAUACAGCAGGCAGUGAAGAAAGUUAAUGGCAUGCUGGCCUUCAUAACAGGGGGAAUUGAAUAUAAGAGCAAAGAGGUCCUUCUGCAGCUGUACAGGGCCCUGGUGAGACCACACCUGGAGUACUGUGUGCAGUUUUGGUCUCCAAAUUUGAGGAAGGACAUUCUUGCUAUUGAGGGCGUGCAGCGUAGGUUCACAAGAUUAAUUCCUGGGAUGGCGGGACUGUCAUAUGUCGAAAGAUUGGAGCGACUGGGCGUGUAUACUCUGGAAUUUAGAAGGCUGAGAGGGGAUCUUAUUGAAACAUAUAAUAUUAUUAAGGGAUUGGACACGCUGCAGGCAGGAAGCAUGUUCCCACUGAUGGGUGAGUCCAGAACCAGAGGCCACAGUUUAAGAAUUAGGGGUAGGCCAUUUAGAAUGGAGUUGAGGAAAAACUUUUUCACCCAGAGAGUGGUGGAUAUAUGGAAUGCUCUGCCCCAGAAGGCUGUGGAGGCCAGGUCUCUGGAUGCUUUCAAAAAAGAGAUGGAUAGAGCUCUUAAAGAUAACAGUUAUGGGGAUAAGGCAGGAACUGGAUACUGAUAGUGGAUGAUCAGCCAUGAUCACAGUGAAUGGCGGUGCUGGCUCAAAGGGCCAAAUGGCCUACUCCUGCACCUAUUGUCUAUUGUCUAUUGUCUAUUGAAGGAUAAUCCAAGAGCUUUUACGGGUAUUUUAAGAGUAAAAGGAUUGUAAGGGAUAAAAUUGGUCCUCUUGAAGAUCGGAGUGGUCGGCUAUGUGUGGAACCAAAAGAAAUGGGGGAGAUCUUAAAUGGGUUUUUUCUGUCUGUAUUUACUAGGGAAACUGGCAUGAAGUCUAUGGAAUUAAGGGAAACAAGUAGUGAGAUCAUGGAAACUGUACAGAUUGAAAAGGAGGAGGUGUUUGCUAUCUUGGGGCGAAUUAAAAUGGAUAAAUCCCCAGGACCUGACAGGGUAUUCCAUCAGACCUUGAAGGAGACUAGUGUUGAAAUUGUAGGGGCCCUGGCAGAUAAGUUUAAAAUGUUGGUGUCUACGGGUGAGGUGCCGGAGGAUUGGAGAAUGGCUCAUGUUGUUCCGUUGUUUAAAAAAGGAUUGAAAAGUAAUCUGGGAAAUUAUAGGUUGGUAAGUUUAACGUCGGUAGUAGGUAGGUUAUUGGAGGGAGUACUAAGAGACAGAAUCUACAAGCAUUUGGAUAGACAGGGACUUAUUAGGGAGAGUCAACAUGUCUUUGUGUGUGGUAGGUCAUGUUUGACCAAUCCAUUGGAGUUUUUUGAGGAGGUUACCAGGAAAGUGGAUGAAGGGAAGGCGGUGGGCGUUGUCUACGUGGACUUCAGUAAGGCCUUUGACAAGGUUCCGCAUGGGAGGUUAGUUAGGAAAAUUUAGUCGCCAGGUAUACAUGGAGAGGUGGUAAAUUGGGUUAGACAUUGGCUCAAUAGAAGAAGCCAAAGAGUGGUAGUAGAGAAUUGCUUGUCAGAGUGGAGGCCUGUGAUUAGUGGUGUGUCACAGGGAUCAGUGCUGGGUCCAUUGUUAUUUGUCAUCUAUAUCAAUGAUCUGGAUGAUAAUGUGGUAAAUUGGAUCAGCAAAUUUGCUGAUGAUACAAAGAUUGGAGGUGUAGUGGACAGUGAGGAAGGUUUUCAAAGCUUGUAGAGGGUCUUGGACCAGCUGGAAAAAUGGGCUGAAAAAUGGCAGAUGGAGUUUAAUACAGACAAGUAUGAGGUAUUGCACUUUGGAAGGACAAACCAAGGUAGAACAUAUAGGGUAACUGGUAAGGCACUGAAGAGUGCAGUGGAACAGAGGGAUCUGGGAAUACAGAUACAAAAUUCCCUAAAAGUGGUGUCACAGGUAGAUAGGGUCAUAAAGAGAGCUUUUGGUACAUUGGCCUUUAUUAAUUAAAGUAUUGAGUAUAAGAGUUGGAAUGUUAUGAUGAGGUUGUAUAAGGCAUUGGUGAGGCCGAAUCUGGAGUAUUGUGUUCAGUUUUGGUUACUAAAUUACA
Messenger RNA from Mobula hypostoma (lesser devil ray), 7533 nucleotides. RefSeq lists its product as uncharacterized. The transcript is spliced from 4 exons. Bases 4415 to 5455 code for a protein of 346 amino acids. Lineage: Eukaryota; Metazoa; Chordata; Chondrichthyes; Myliobatiformes; Myliobatidae. Gene Ontology annotation, molecular function: catalytic activity. Gene Ontology annotation, cellular component: extracellular matrix. Gene Ontology annotation, biological process: cell adhesion involved in heart morphogenesis; larval heart development. The record is from RefSeq and is a predicted model, not a curated record.